Monomorium pharaonis (pharaoh ant) is the source of this 1744-nucleotide messenger RNA. Its product is annotated as angio-associated migratory cell protein. Gene Ontology annotation, molecular function: protein binding. The transcript has 8 exons. Bases 395 to 1651 code for a protein of 418 amino acids. The record is from RefSeq and is a predicted model, not a curated record. Lineage: Eukaryota; Metazoa; Arthropoda; Insecta; Hymenoptera; Formicidae.
UAAGACAUUGCUUGAGACGAUCUUGAAAUAAGAUUUGACUAUGAAUACCGGCCUAGAUGAUCACCUCACCAUCGAAAUUAAAUCCUGUUUGAUCGAGAUUUUAAACUAAUUUAAAUUCCUGCAGCUUUUGUUAAAGGACAACAACUUCUGUGUUGUGGCUGCACUUUUUGCACUCGAAAUGACAUGGAUAUGUAAUUCAGGUAUUAGAGAGAAAGAGAGGAAAGAUUAUAGGUGCAGAAGUUUCAGCGACCUUAAGCCACUUUAUUGUGACGUAGAGGUUGGAGUCUAUCCUAACCUUAAGGACCACGUGCCGCAAUACACGUGCAUCAACAUUUUCCAGCAUCUAGAAGAUCGGAGAUCGUUCUUUCUCAGUAACUAACGUAUUUCUUUCGUAAUGAUGCAAGACAGACACACCCCGACUGACGUAAGGGAGAUCGAAUCAGACGAGGAGAUUCUGGAGAACGACGUCGAGGAGGUCCUCGAUUUGGAUGACACGAUUUUCGAGAACGCAAACUCCUCCGAGAAUGAGAACGACAAUGAGAACUCGAUAGAGGAUCUCGCAUCACAGAAAGACGACGCUGUGUGCGUUUUUCGCGACCACUCGCCCGGUCACACGGUGUUUUGCUGCUCGUUAAGCAAAAACGGUGAGCUGGCGGCAACGGGGGACGAAAAUGACAAGGCAUACCUCUGGAACACCAACACUGGUGAAUGUGUUCUCAAUACAGGCGUGAAUCAUGAUGACAGUGUUAUAUUCGCCGAGUUCAAUUACAAUGACAAAUACUUGGCUACUGCUGACAUGCGCGGCACGAUAAAAUUGUGGAGGAUAAGUGACAAGACUUGUGUCUGGGAAAAUACCUUAGCAAAUGACAUUAGCUGGAUAAAGUGGCAUCAUUUCAGCGACAUCUUGGUAGCAGGUGUUGUAACAGGGGAAGUUUAUAUGUUGAGAACACGAAAGGAUGAAUGCAAGAUCUUUGCACAGGGUACAGGUGAUAGAUCGGAGAGCGGUGUAAUGUUUCCAGAUGGGAAACGCGCAGCAAUAGGAUAUCAAAGUGGCACAAUUCACGUAAUAGAUUUAAAGUCGAACGCCGUAUUGUCGACCACUCCUCGUGAUCAGACACGAUCGCAAGGACAUUCCAGCGCUGUCAUCGCCCUCGACUGUCACAUAGAUAAUAAUCUGUUGAUUUCAGUGUCCAUCGGGAGUCAGACAAUUUUAAGCACAGCACAUAAUGGCAAGGUAAUUUGUAUACUUCAAGAUUUAAAUAAAAGUGGAACUGAAGAUAACACCAAUAACGUAGAGACCGCGGCUUUUUGUAAAGAUCCUACGUUCCCCGUCGCUGCAACUGGAACAGUCGUGAGCGAUGACUAUGGAAAAAUUUACAUAUGGGAUAUUAUGAAACAAACUCUUAGGCACGAGAUGAGUCAGGAAGGAGGUAUCACCAAAUUGGUUUGGACUAGAUCAGUGUUAUUGUUUACAGCAGGAUUAGAUGGUAACUUAAGAUGUUUCGAUGCGAGAGCGGGUAACUGUCUUCAAAUAUUCUCAGGGCACAAAGCAGCUUUAUAUGACUUAUGUAUAUCCAGUGACGAGAAGAAAGCAUUGACGGUUUCUGACGAUAGCACCGCUAGGAUCUUUGAUAUUUCAUCUCUAUGUUAAUAUAACGCAGGGUAUAGAGAAUAUUAAAUAUUAAUAUUAAAGAAAUGUAUAUAGACAUACAUAUAAACAAUAUAAAUUUACAUAUUUACAAAA